AUGGCCUACGGAUGGGGCAGCCAGUGGGGCAAGGGUGGCUACGACCAGUGGGGCAAGGGCAGCUAUGACCGCUGGGGCAAGGGCAGCUACAGCCAGUGGGCUGGCAUGCCGCCGUAUACGGGAGGCCACUGGGGCAUGGGCUACGACAUGGAUCCGAUGGCCAUGGCUAUGCCGAAAGGCCUCGGCAAGGGCCCGGGCUAUUCCCAGCUCUCCAGAGGGAAGGCUUGUGUUGAGUAUGCCUCCGCCGAGGAUGCAACGAAGGCCAUCACGUCGCUGAACGGCACGACGCUGGAUGGGCGUCAGAUCAAGGUCACGGAAUGGGUCGGUGGCCAGUCGCCGCUCUCCAAGCGAGGUGACGACAAGUGUAAAGUCUACGUCGCCAACUUGAACUGGAAGACCCAGGGGUGGAAGCUGAAGGAGCAUGCGGCAACUGCCGGAAUUGUGGUCUAUGCCAAAGUGAUCAUGGACAAGGAUCCCAACGUGGACAUCUUGAGCAAGGGCUAUGGCAAGGGCUGGGGCAGCGGCUAUUGGUGA
Symbiodinium sp. CCMP2592 is the source of this 534-nucleotide messenger RNA. NCBI's taxonomy places the organism in Eukaryota, Dinophyceae, Suessiales, Symbiodiniaceae. The record is from the annotation of a GenBank genome assembly.